Messenger RNA from Grammomys surdaster, 1441 nucleotides. It is a transcript of the gene Arpin, whose product is annotated as actin related protein 2/3 complex inhibitor. The transcript has 6 exons. Gene Ontology annotation, biological process: negative regulation of actin nucleation. Lineage: Eukaryota; Metazoa; Chordata; Mammalia; Rodentia; Muridae. The record is from RefSeq and is a predicted model, not a curated record. Bases 110 to 790 code for a protein of 226 amino acids.
GUUCCGGGAUCUGCUAACCGGGAAAGCUGGUGCUGCGGCGACCUCCAAGCUCCUGUCCCCGAGGUGCCCCGCCCUACAGGCCGGCUGCUUCCUGGAGUUGCCCGGGAAAAUGAGCCGCAUCUACCACGACAGCGCCCUCCGCAACAAGGCGGUGCAGAGCGCGCGCCUGCCGGGGACCUGGGACCCCACCAUCCACCAAGGGGGAAAUGGUGUCUUGCUGGAGGGAUUGCUUGUGGAUGUGUCUCGGCACAGCAUCUUGGAUGCUCACGGAAGGAAGGAGCGCUACUAUGUGCUGUAUAUCCAGCCCAAUUGUAUCCACCGGCGUAAGUUUGACCCCAAGGGAAAUGAAAUUGAGCCCAACUUCAGUGCCACCAGGAAGGUGAACACAGGCUUCCUCAUGUCAUCUUACAAAGUGGAAGCCAAGGGUGACACAGACCGGCUCACCCUGGAGGUGCUGAAGGGCCUGGUAAACAAGCCCGAGCUGCUGAAGUUGACAGAGAGCCUCACCCCAGACCAGACGGUGGCAUUCUGGAUGCCUGAGUCAGAGAUGGAGGUCAUGGAACUCGAACUGGGGACUGGAGUGCGGUUAAAAACUCGGGGUGAUGGCCCCUUCAUAGAUUCCUUAGCCAAACUGGAGCUGGGGACGGUGACCAAAUGUAAUUUUGCUGGUGAUGGAAAGACAGGAGCAUCCUGGACAGACAAUAUUAUGGCCCAAAAGUCUUCAGAGAGGAACACAGCAGAGAUCCGAGAGCAAGGAGACGGGGCGGAGGAUGAGGAAUGGGAUGAUUGAGGUGCCUCCUCUCCUACCAGCAUCUGUGAUGGUGUCUCUGAGAAGUGGCCAUACCAACUUCUACCUUGGGGAGAUCAGUCUGUCAAGCUGAAUAUCAUUUAGCACACUCUGAUGAAAUCAAAUCUAAGACCUCAAUACUCACGAAGGGUCUCCAGCUUUUGUAUGACUGUGUCCCUUUCUGGAUGGAAGGCUAGUUUUCCUAGACCUAUUUCCAGUGUUCCUUUCCUUAGGUGGUGGACAUGUACUGGGUGAGUCCUAGUUAGUUCUCAGCUUACAUUUGGUUGUUCAUCUCAAGUGUAUUCACCUGAAGAUUUGAACUGAUACCUAAGGCCUCCAAAUAGAACAUGUCCAGCAAAGAUGCUGCAGAAGGUACACAAUUGACAAAAAGUCUGAGUUCAGAGGGACUCCAAGGGGAAGAGAGAGGGCUCCUUCCAUCCCUGUGGGUUUCUCCUUUCCUUGCUUUCUACCCUGUGCCAGCUUUUUGUUGUGCCUCUGUUCUCCUGUUCCAGUCUUCCUUGGCCUGUUCUUCCCUGCCCCACACCCAAGAUACCACUUCUUUAUCUCUAUUCAGCUCUGUGCCUCCGUGGGGUUUCUUGCCUUAGACCUCUGUCUUAGGGUUCUUACUGCCCUGAUAAAACACUAUGACCAAAA